Saimiri boliviensis boliviensis (Bolivian squirrel monkey) is the source of this 2565-nucleotide messenger RNA. It is a transcript of the gene ICOSLG, whose product is annotated as inducible T cell costimulator ligand. Gene Ontology annotation, molecular function: signaling receptor binding. NCBI's taxonomy places the organism in Eukaryota, Metazoa, Chordata, Mammalia, Primates, Cebidae. The record is from RefSeq and is a predicted model, not a curated record. Gene Ontology annotation, biological process: regulation of cytokine production; T cell receptor signaling pathway. Gene Ontology annotation, cellular component: external side of plasma membrane.
UUUCUGGAGCCUCUGCGCCCGGCGCGGCCUCGGUAACGAGAGGGAGUCGGGUCCCGGGCAGGGACGGGCCGGGGGCGGGGCAACCAGGGCAGACCGGGGCGGGGACACGACUGCCUCCCGCCCGCCGUGCGCUGAGCGCUCAGAGCUGGGGCGCAGCGGGAGCGCAGUUGGAUCCGAUCUCCCGCGCCCCGAGGUUGCGGUUCCCCGAGGCCUCCCGCGCCCCAAGUUCUCCGUGGCCCGAGGUCUCCAGCGGCCCGAGGUCUCCGCCAGCGCCAUGCGGCUGAGCAGUCCUGGACUGCUCUUCCUGCUCUUCACCAGCCUUCAAGCCGAUACUCAGGAGAAAGAAGUCAGAGCGAUGGUAGGCAGCGACGUGGAGCUCAGCUGCGCUUCCCCCGAAGGAAGCCAUUUCGAUUUAAAUGACAUUUACGUGUACUGGCAAAUCAGUGACACAGUGGUGGCUUACCACGUCCCGCAGAACAGCUCCUCCUCCGUAGCCAGCCGCUACAGGAACCGGGCGGCGAUGUCGCCGGCGGGGAUGCUGCAGGGCGACUUCUCCUUGCGCUUGCUCAAUGUCACCCCCGACGACGACCAGAAGUUUCGCUGCGUGGUGCUGAGUAAAUCCCGGGGAUUCCAGACAGUCUUGGAAGUUGUGGUCACGCUGCAUGUGGCAGCAAACUUCAGCGUACCAGUCGUGAGCGCGCCCCGCAGCCCCUCCCAGGAUGAGCUCAUCUUCACGUGUAUGUCCGUGAACGGCUACCCCCGGCCCAGAGUGUACUGGAUCAACAAGACGGACGGCAGCCUGCUGGACCAGGCUCUGCAGAAUGACACCAUCGUGCUGAACACGCGGGGCUUGUACGACGUGGUCAGUGUGCUGAGGAUCGCGGCGACGCCCAGCGUGAACAUCGGCUGCUGCAUAGAGAACGCGCUUCUGCAGCAGAACCUGACCGUGGACAGCCAGACAGGAAAUGACGUCGGAGACAGAGACAAAAUCACAACAAACCCAGACAGUGCCCCCAAGGAGAAGAACCUGGCGGCGUGGAGUGUCCUGGCUGUCCUGUGCCUGCUUGCCCCGGUGGUAGGCCUGGCAGUGUGGGUGUGCAAGUGCAGAAGGCCCCGCUGUAGCUAUGCAGGUGUCUGGGCCGCAAGGCCGGAGCCAGAGCUCACUGGCCAUGUUUGCCCGAGCUCACUGCCCAGAAGUGUCAUCCACACCAAAGGCAAAUGUCCCCAAGUGAGUGGGCUCACCAUCGUCACCGGCAGUCACCCACAAGAAGGGCCUGGUGACGGGCUCCUCUCCACUCAGAGCAGGCAGGAUUCGGCACCAGGCUCUUCCCAGCACCCAGACCCACUGGGGACGCGUGCCUUCCCAUGAGAUGCGGGACCCUGAGACUGAAGGAAAGGCGUUUGGUUGAAAAGGAGGACUGGGCAUCCCCUCUUCCAGGACAGCGUCUGUGCUGCUGGAGUCUCCCGAGGGUGUUAGUGGGAGGCCCAGGCUCAGGACCCCUUCUGCCCUGGACGUCCCCGACCUGCCUCCCGCCCGGAGGCCACAGGACCCACGCCGGUGCGUGUCCACCAGCAUCGGCAGUUGUCCACACCGAGGAGCCCUGGAGGGCAUCGCUGGCCUCUGCCACGCUCCCUGGGAGGAACACUGGCCCUUGGCUGUUCUGGUGAAAAGCUGAGCCCCUUCAGAAGAGGCACAGAUGGAGUUUGCCAGAAGAAAGGCUGUGCCAGGGCUGCGUUACGCCAGCAGCAGAGGCUGCCGGGGCUCUGCCUGGGGCCUGCAAUGAGAAAGACACAGUCCAGGAGGGCUGGAGGUGCCCAUGUCCAGCAGGUGCGGGCCUGGCGACAUGGUCCCCAGAGUCCUGAGCAGCAGUUAGCUGCAUGGAGAGGCAUCACCUGGCGGCCGUGAUCCCCCUUCCCACUGCAGCUGUGAUCCCCAAAGCACGGGGUGGCUCCCCCCACCUCCACCACCGUCAGCAGCCCCACCUUGCUCAACCCUGAGGGUCUCAGGAUCCUGCUGAAGACCUCUGCCCCCAGCACCAGGCUCCUCAGAGAUCAACAGUCCCAAGGGGGCCCGGAGACAGGGUGGGCCUGUGCUGAGGGGUGCAACCCUGGGCCCUGACCGGACCCAGUGCCUUCCACGCUGGUCCCCGGAAUGAAUCAGCCGCUGACUGUCUCCAGGAGGGCUGGAAAGGACGCUGCCAGGUGACCCGGGGUGCACUCGCCCCAGGGAGAUGGGAUGGACGCCUGGCCUGACCCUCAGGAUGCAGUGUCCGCCCCCCCCCCGGGCUGUGGGCCAGUGCCCCUCCUCCUCCCUUCCCAGAGUCACCUGAUAUUCCCGGGAUCAGUCGGGGCCUGUGACAGCCCUGGUCACUUGGAACUGACAGCGUGUGAGGGCUGCACUUCUCAGACUCGGAACAAAACGAGGAGUGAGGACUCGUGGUCACAGUGAGGUUCCAGUACUUGUUACAAGCAAUUGUUUUUCUACAAAAAAAAGUCCCCACCCGGACCUUUAAGUGAAGGUGACCAGGGCUCCACUCGCACUUUUAACAUGCAAGCAUUAGAAGA